Molecule: messenger RNA, 826 nt
Organism: Cryptococcus amylolentus CBS 6039
Lineage: Eukaryota; Fungi; Basidiomycota; Tremellomycetes; Tremellales; Cryptococcaceae
Exons: 5
Coding region: 42-734 (230 amino acids)
Source: RefSeq, a predicted model, not a curated record
CUUCGUUGAUUUCAUUACAACUCUCCUAUAUCGCCUACAUAAUGGCGCUCCCGAAAGAGAUCCUCCCCCAACACCCCUCCGACCCGCUCCUCCUUCUCCCCGUUCCCAACCCUCUACCGCCUACACCAACUCCGUCCUUACCAUCCCUCCUCGCAGCCCUCGCUCCUCACCUCACCCCUACUGAAGUCGAAGACCUGGAGAAAGUCCCCAUUCCGGUGUUGACCUCUACUAUUCGCCAAUUCACUCGGCAUUCACAGACGUUACUGAAUGCUGCCCGGGCGGGCGCGACGGAAGCGAGAGAAGAGUUGGACGAGGUGGAUGUGAGAUUGAGGGAGGUAGAGUAUGAGAGGGAGAGAGUGAGGGAGGAAACGGAAAGAUGUGAGGAAUACGCACAAACACACGGAGAUGUAGAGCUGCCGGACGUCGAAACCUUCCUGAGUAGUGUGGACCAAAGCGUACUGGAUAGUCUGCCGCCGAAAGAAAGCAAGUCGUAUGAACAGACCCUGGAGAUUCUACGCCUAGAACACGAACUUGGAGAGAUCCUCAAGCGAGAGGCGCAAGUUGCUCAGAUCACAAAAGAACGAGAUGCGUACAUUAAAGCCAAAAAGGAGAUCAAAGUCAAGUCAGACGCAGUGGAUGUUCAUCUUGCACAAUUUGCCCGGACGACGAACGCUGUAGGCAGCAAAGUACGGGACGUUGCAGAGGUCCAGGCGCCGAACACAUCGUCCCUCUAGAAGAGUUGUAUAAUAUCACCCCGCAUCUUGUAUCACCAGCAUACCCCAAGAGAUCUACACGGAUCACAAUGUAUUGUUGUGCAAAAAUGGUU